GAACCAACUGUAUGGCUAAUGCUUCCUCCAGUCAGCUCCAAUCCACAAACCAGCAUCGAACCAGUGGCCUGAAUAACGGACCUGUUGAUCCAAUUAAAACCAGAUGUCUUUUGGUCGUGGUGGCGGUCGAGGCGGUCGAGGUGGACGAGGUGGGGGAGGAGCUGGACGCGGGGCGCUGGCAGACUUGUCACUCGGAACUUUAUCAUUUGCCGACCUUCUGGCGACAUCUCGUGCCGAUAUCGGCGAUGUACUCUAUCCUACGGCAGGCGUUAAUCUUCCCGUGACCGAUUUACCCUCGAAUCAGGAAGCCCAAACGGUCGCUCCCGCCGUCGACCGAUGGCUGUAUCCCGCAUACCCUUCAUCUCGCCAGCGCUGGGUUAUCGAAGGCGAUCUGAAACCAACCGUUGGGUCAAAGAAAAACAAGCAACGUCAAAGUCUGGCCAAGCCUUUUAUCCACCAGUUCUCGAAACUUGAUCUCCAGCCAGAGGCCUCUUCAGAGGAUUGGUUGUACUCUGAUCGCUACAAAGCUGCGAAUUCGGCCGAACGUGGUGAAGCAAAACAACCAGCUGGGAACUCAACCGACAGCUCAGAUAAAUCCAGGUAUCUUCACCUGAUGGAGAAAUCUUUUUUUCCACCGGAUCUAUGGACUAGCUUUUCCGAAGGUAAAAAAAAGACCACAGUCAAGAAAAGCAAGUCGAAGCGUGCAACUGGGAAGUCUGCUUUGUCUGGCCUGGCGGACGAUCUGGAGGGGGAGGAGGACGGCGAGAAGGACGAUAAAGAAGAGGAAGAGGAAGUUGCACAAAUGGAAGAAGAAGAAAUUGAUGAAGAUGAUCCGGAUUAUGAUAACAAUUACUUCGAUAAUGGUGAUGCUGACGAGGGAAUGGAUAGUGGUGGUGAGGGAGGGGACGAGGGGGGAGUAUUCUAAACUUGCGCAAGGUCACUUCAAAGAAUCGUUCCCCCUCUUCAAGAAUGACACAGAAAACUGAGAUACAUUUGCUGUUUGUCCAUUGCAUUUUGAGUUUAACAAUACCAUCUCUUUCUCACUUAUUUAUAUGUUGAAACAAUCUCUUUGUCCUCCCAUAUGAAACAAAAAUGGUCAAAAACAGCGCCCAAUGGGGGGCUCGAACCCCCGACAUUUUGAUGACCGCUUCUCACAUUGCGUGCAACCUUGUUAUAAGCAGCGUAAAAGUCAAAUGCUCUACCGACUGAGCUAACCAGGCGUGGGAA
This is a messenger RNA of Puccinia graminis f. sp. tritici CRL 75-36-700-3, 1227 nucleotides long. RefSeq lists its product as uncharacterized. NCBI's taxonomy places the organism in Eukaryota, Fungi, Basidiomycota, Pucciniomycetes, Pucciniales, Pucciniaceae. The coding region runs from base 104 to 925 and encodes 273 amino acids. The transcript is spliced from 3 exons. The record is from RefSeq and is a predicted model, not a curated record.